AAGACCAUCUCUCUUCUCCCUUAUCUCUCAGCUUUGAGCUUCUCUCUCAACGAAAGAACUCAAGCUUCUCAUAACCAUAAUUUUAUAAUACGCCUCCGUUUUGCGAUUCUUAACCCUUGUUUUGUCUUUAUCAUCAUUACUAAAUCAUGCAAGCCGCUACGUCGUGUGAUCUCAAGUUCCGAUCAACAGCUCCCACAGCUAGGAGGAACAAACGUUUCUCUCACGCGAUUCCAAAGCGCGUGUCUGUUACUUGCGGUUAUAGGUCGGAGUCGUUUAGCUUCCCUAACGGUGUCUCCGUGAACCGAGCUGAUUGGCAAAGCUCAUGUGCCAUUUUAUCUAGUAAAGUUGCUUCCGUUGAAAACUCCGGUGGUUUAGCCGACAAAAUCGCCGCCGUUAACGGUCACACGAACGGCUCCGUCAAUCUUGGUAUCGUCGCCGUUGAGUCCACUAACGGGAAAUUAGCUCCGGUACCGGUUCAGCCGUUGACGAUUACUGAUUUAUCUCCGGCACCGUUGCAUGGUUCUAGUCUCCGUGUAGCUUACCAAGGUGUUCCCGGCGCGUACUCGGAAGCAGCCGCCGGAAAAGCUUAUCCUAAUUGCGACGCUAUUCCAUGUGAUCAGUUCGACGUUGCUUUUCAGGCGGUGGAGCUUUGGAUCGCUGAUAGAGCCGUGCUUCCGGUGGAGAACUCACUCGGUGGUUCAAUCCAUCGGAACUAUGAUCUUCUCCUCCGUCACCGUCUCCAUAUCGUCGGAGAAGUUCAGAUUCCAGUUCACCAUUGCCUCCUCGCACUCCCAGGAGUCAGAACGGCUUGCGUUUCGCGGGUGAUCUCUCAUCCGCAAGCCUUGGCUCAGACGGAACACUCUCUCGACGUCCUUACACCACAUGCAGCGCGUGAGGCUUUCCACGACACAGCGGCUGCUGCAGAAUACAUUGCAGCUAACAACCUUCACGACACGGCAGCUGUGGCUAGCUCACGCGCUGCCGAGCUCUACAGCCUCCAGAUAUUAGCAGACGGUAUCCAAGACGAUCCCGGGAACGUCACACGCUUCCUAAUGCUAGCGCGUGAGCCUAUAAUACCACGCACGGACCGGCCGUUCAAGACGAGCAUCGUCUUUGCUGCACAGGAGCACAAAGGAACCAGCGUCCUCUUUAAAGUCCUCUCGGCUUUCGCUUUCAGAGACAUUAGCUUGACCAAGAUCGAGUCGCGGCCUCACCACAACCGCCCACUCAGGGUCGUUGGCGACGGGAGCUUUGGCACGGCCAAGAACUUCGAGUACAUGUUUUAUUACAUUGUCCCGAGGAAAAACCGUAGAGACAUUCCCAUCUCGUGA
This is a messenger RNA of Camelina sativa (false flax), 1331 nucleotides long. NCBI's taxonomy places the organism in Eukaryota, Viridiplantae, Streptophyta, Magnoliopsida, Brassicales, Brassicaceae. The record is from RefSeq and is a predicted model, not a curated record.